UGCUUAGUCAUUUCACUACCAUUUUGCGAUAAUUAACAAAGAAGGUUUGGAGCCAACGUGCGCAAAAGUAACGGAAUAUUUUUAGAAUACGAAAAAUUCGAAAGCAACCAUUGCGUUUUGAUGACAGUGCUUUUCUAGAGUGUCAACAUGGCGGGUGCUAUGUGUUUUGAGCGGUCUCAGGCCCACAGCAGUAGAGAUAAAGAUUUACAUUUGUUAAAAAAACUGGAUGAAGAUAACGAUAAAAAUGAAGACGAACAAAUCAAGACUAAAGAACAGGACAUCCUCAAUCUUGGCGAAAAGUAUAAGAAAGAGGGUAAGGCCAAAGAACUCGCGGACCUCAUAAAAGCAACGAGGCCCUUCUUGAGCAUGAUAAGUAAGGCAAAAGCUGCAAAGUUAGUUAGGUCUUUGGUAGAUUUCUUCUUGGAUCUCGAAGCAGGAAUUGGAAUCGAAGUACAGUUGUGCAAGGAGUGUAUAGAAUGGGCAAAAGAAGAAAGAAGAACUUUCCUCCGACAGUCAUUGGAAGCAAGAUUAGUAGCUUUAUAUUUCGACACGGGUAUGUACCCAGAAGCUCUGCAGUUAGGCUCCACAUUAUUAAAAGAACUGAAAAAAUUGGAUGAUAAAAAUCUGUUGGUUGAAGUGCAACUUCUAGAAAGUAAGACAUACCAUGCUCUUAGUAAUCUUCCUAAAGCCCGGGCAGCUCUUACGUCUGCCCGGACCACGGCCAAUGCUAUCUAUUGCCCUCCAAAAAUGCAGGCUGCAUUGGAUUUACAGUCAGGAAUUCUACAUGCAGCAGACGAAAGAGAUUUUAAAACAGCUUACUCAUAUUUUUAUGAAGCAUUUGAAGGAUUUGAUAGUGUGGAAUCCCCCAAAGCCCUGACGGCACUCAAGUACAUGUUAUUGUCAAAAAUAAUGCUUAAUAACCCUGAAGAUGUACAACAGAUUGUCAGUGGUAAAUUGGCAAUUAAAUAUGCUGGCAAAGAUGUUGACGCAAUGAAAGCUGUUGCACAAGCCUCACAUAAAAGAUCUUUAGCUGAUUUUCAACUUGCUGUUAAACAGUUCAAGCAUGAGCUAGAAGAUGAUGUCAUUGUAAGAGCACAUCUUGGCACUUUGUAUGACAACAUGUUGGAGCAGAAUUUAUGCAGAAUAAUUGAACCGUACUCAAGGGUAGAAGUUGACUACAUUGCCAAGAGCAUAAAACUACCCAUGCCACAAGUGGAGAAGAAAUUGUCACAGAUGAUUCUUGAUGCAAAAUUCAAGGGAAUUUUGGAUCAAGGGGAAGGAGUCCUAAUGGUUUUUGAAGACACCCCUGUAGACAAAACAUAUGAAAUGGCUUUAGAAACAAUACAGAGUAUGAGCAGAGUGGUAGAUACAUUAUAUCAAAAAGCAAAGAAAUUGUCUUAGGCAUUAUUUUUUGGUUUAACAUUUAAUUAUAAUUAUUGAAAAUCGACUGUCUGUGUACUUUAAAAUACAAGUCAUUUUAAUAUACUUACAAUUUUUUGCCAUCCUA
Agrilus planipennis (emerald ash borer) is the source of this 1507-nucleotide messenger RNA. RefSeq names its product 26S proteasome non-ATPase regulatory subunit 11 (gene Rpn6). Bases 148 to 1401 code for a protein of 417 amino acids. Gene Ontology annotation, biological process: ubiquitin-dependent protein catabolic process. Gene Ontology annotation, molecular function: structural molecule activity. NCBI's taxonomy places the organism in Eukaryota, Metazoa, Arthropoda, Insecta, Coleoptera, Buprestidae. Gene Ontology annotation, cellular component: proteasome regulatory particle, lid subcomplex. The transcript is spliced from 3 exons. The record is from RefSeq and is a predicted model, not a curated record.